Molecule: messenger RNA, 822 nt
Organism: Salvia hispanica
Lineage: Eukaryota; Viridiplantae; Streptophyta; Magnoliopsida; Lamiales; Lamiaceae
Source: RefSeq, a predicted model, not a curated record
ACAAGGUAUCAGAUAUUUAAAGAUAACGUGGAGCACAUUGAGAGGCACAAUCAAGAAGGUACCAUCAUCGAAUCAAUCAUCUUUUGAAUAUAGAGAUAUGAAACAUGUACCACCUAGUAUUGACUGGAGAAAUCACAAUGCCGUCACACCAGUUGAGACUCAAGGAGGAUGUGGAAGUUGUUGGGCAUUCGCAGUUGUUGCUGCCAUUGAAGGCAUAGAAGCCAUCCGAACAGGCAGGCUAACUCAAUUAUCAGAGCAACAAAUCAUUGACUGCAAUGAAGAUCACGAAGGUUGCAAUCGGGGAAGAAUGGAUCAUGGUUAUGAAUUUGUUAGGAAAAAUGGGGGUCUUGCAUCUGAUAACGAUUAUCCUUACAUUGCAACUCAAGGAGCAUGUGCGAAUAACAAACCAUCAUCUCUUACCUCAAAGAUCAUUGGUUUUAGUUGUAUCCCUAAUAAUAAUGAGGCAGCAUUGUUAGCGGCAGUAGCUAACCAACCGGUCACGGUUAAUAUUAAUCCACAACUAUUACAAUUUUAUCGGUCUGGGGUUUUGACAGGAGAAUGUGGAAGCCAGUUAACUGAUCUAAUCCAUAUAGUUACAAUAAUUGGUUAUGGAGUAAGUGAAAAUGGAGUUGAUUAUUGGUUGAUCAAGAAUUCAUGGGGACCGGUAUGGGGAGAGAAUGGUUAUGCAAGAGUGCAUAGAAAUAUAGGUGCUAUGGAGGGACAGUGUGGUAUUGCAACGUUUGGUUGUUAUCCCAAUGUCUGAUUCUAUUACACUUAAUUUGUGUAAAGGGAGACAAUGACUUAGAAUAAUGUUCCACAAUU